Closterium sp. NIES-67 is the source of this 959-nucleotide messenger RNA. The record is from the annotation of a GenBank genome assembly. Lineage: Eukaryota; Viridiplantae; Streptophyta; Zygnematophyceae; Desmidiales; Closteriaceae.
CUUGAAUUGAAUCAACAAGCAAACAUGUUUCGGUGGUGGGGAUCAAACCCACAACACCUUCAUCAGUGCAUGAGCUGGGGAUGGGACGAGGGGGAGGUGGGGGAAGGGCCCAGGGGGAGGGGAGGAGGGCCAAGCGCACACAAGCUCGCCGCAGCAGGGAGAGCGGCGGUGAUGAGAGGGAUGGGAGCGAUUCGGAGGAGCAGGAGAGCGGAAAAUCUAGCGGCAGCGAGUAUGAGGAGGAGGAAGAGGAGGGGAAUGAUGAGCACGAGAUUGAGGGAUUGGAGGAGGAGGAGGAGGAGGAGGAGGAGGAGGAGGAGGAGGAGGAGGAGGAGGAGGAGGAGGAGGAGGAGGAGGAGGGGAGGAGGAGGAGGAGGAGGAGGAGGAGGAGGAGGAGGAGGAGGAGGAGGAGGAGGAGGAGGAGGAGGGAGGAGGAGGAGGAGGAGGAGGAGGAGGGAGGAGGAGGAGGAGGAGGAGGAGGAGGAGGAGGAGGAGGAGGAGGAGGAGGAGGAGGAGGGCAGGCCUGUGGCGAGCUUCAAGCCGUCAGAGGUCCCUCUGGUGGGUCGAAAGGGAGAAAGGGGCAGCACUCUAUUCCACUCAGCAGCAAGGGAGAGUAUUGGGGGUAUCGGGGUUGGGCUGGCCACUCAAGCAUGUGGAUCUGGAGCCUUGAACCAAGGCCAGGAGCUUGGGUCAAGGGCAGGAGAAUGGAGCCCACCUCCUCUUACCUCCUCUCCUCUCCCCCUUUCCCCUUUCCCCAGCAGCAUCACGCCUUGAGGAAAGGAAGUGGAAAGUGUGUGGCACGGCAGUCGUUCUUCAAGUACCAACACUGGCGUAUCGUAUAAUGGAACCGGUCAGAGCCGUGCGCGCCGGCUCUGGUUGGGAGUCCCCUCCUACGACGCUUUCGUCACGGGAUUUGAGUCUUGGGCCGCCCGUGCAUUUUCCACUGCCACACUUUGACCACA